Molecule: messenger RNA, 2034 nt
Organism: Suillus paluster
Lineage: Eukaryota; Fungi; Basidiomycota; Agaricomycetes; Boletales; Suillaceae
Exons: 1
Coding region: 203-1933 (576 amino acids)
Source: RefSeq, a predicted model, not a curated record
UAUUCCCACUACAUCCAUUGUAACAAAUCAUUGGCUACUGUCUUCUCACAAUCUCACCAAUCUCGUAUAGGGUAUGCAUUUGUGUCAGCUUGGUUUUCCCGACUUCGGAGACAUCUCAUGAAGCUGCAGGAAUCGGGUCAAUCCACCCUACUUCUUAUACUUAGUAGUGUCGUGUCGCUGGUUACGAACUCUCAUUGUUAGAAUGGGGUCGUCGAGGACCUUGGAUGGCCAGUCAUUCAUCAACACAAACCGGGCUCACGCAGCUUGGAUCGAUGCGAUGCACAAGUUUGAUGUGCUGGAUGACCACAUAGACGCCUUACCAGCCCCACCGCAGGUCCCGACAAGGCUGAUCAACGUUUUUACGGGUCAAAUCGAAGAAAUCUGCAAUGAUAUGACGAAGCGCUAUGUCAUUGCAUCCUACCUCUGGAAUCCAGACAGAUUCACGGAUACUCGAGAACACUAUACUGGUCUGAAGGGAGACAUACCCCACGCACCCACGUUCGACGACUGGCUCCGUCUCACUUGUCUCAUGCAUCCAAACAUCAUCCAGGUGGUUGAUGCAGGGGAAAAUGAGCUGCAUCGUAUGCGUUGUCCUUCAGAGGUGCCAGUAGGGCUAUCCCGGGAAUAUCUACAAGUGAUAUUUCUCCUUCUCGCCAGGGAAGCUUUGUUGAUGGGUAUUGAGCAUGUCUGGAUAGACGGCAUCUGCAUAAACCAAGCGGACCCAGACGAUGUCGCGCGUGAGAUACCGAGGAUGAGCGAUUAUUACCGCAACGCAGCAUGCUGUGUUGCUGUAUCUGAAGCGCUACGCAGGCGCUAUGCUACUGCUGAAGGCCCUCCACAAGAUGAUACCGAUUACCAAUCCAGAAGCGAUGAUGCUUGGCGCAGGAUUGUAACUUGGAUGAAGGGGUAUCAUGCCAAACGGCUCUGGGUCUUCCAGGAGACCUAUUUGGCCUCAAAAGUUGUAGUUCGCGCUAGUAACAUUCGGAUCGAUGCCAAUGAAAUGCUCAAGAUCAGUGACUCGGUUUCACCUGCCUGUCGCUCGUUUCUCAGCAUCUCUAGCCAUCAUUUUCCUGUUUCCCUCCCGAUAUCGGAUUGGGACCGCCCAAUGUCACCUGAGCUCUGCUUGCAGUAUUGUCGCAAGCGAGAGUGCUCAUUCCUUCAUGAUACCAUUUACGGCAUUCUUGCCCUGUUUUCCCCAAAAAUUCGUCACUCGCUCCCAGUGGAUUAUCAACUUUCACCAGGGAUUAUUCUUGCCAUAUUUGUCUACUUGAGAGUCCGAGCCGGGGAUUUAUCUGCUUUACUUGCACUACGGCAUGAAGCCCACGAAAGGGAUGAUCCCGGCCUCGGGCUAUCGUGGUUACCUAGUGGUUUUGGCUGGCAGCCAAACGAUAUAUUUGGCCUUACCCCGCACGCCGAACUCUUGCCUCAUGUUGACCCCGAAGGCACACUGCAUAUGUCUAUGUACUGUCUCGAAGUGGGGAAAGUGCUUGAAAUGAGUUUUGCAGAUGUUGUGGCAGAGCACGAUGAUCUCAAUAUUGAGAUCCACCUCAUGCCACACCACGCUGAACUCCCCCAUCGACUUACUUCCGGAAUAUCUCAUAUCGGGGGAAUUUUGGAGCCUUCCAAUAGCGGCCGCCAUUCUGGGGUUUUCCAAGUCGGUCCACUCACCUUGCAACAGCAUAUCGCAAACGAGGAGCGCAAGGAAAGACGAACAUUCUUGACUCAGAAGGCAGACAAGAGACCGGGCGAAGUUGUAUUGGCAACCUUUGGCGAACAGAACUGGUCGGAAUGGUCGGCUGGUGUACCUAACUGGUGGUUCUGGCUUUUACUUGCAACAGAGGAUGAAGGAAAGACAUGGAGAAAAUUCGGAAUAGCUCUUAGCUACGAAAUUAAUACUGAUUCAAUUGCACGAAAGAGAUUUAGCAUUCGGUAGUAAAAGCACAAGCUACCGUGUAGCACAUCGUGUAGACGAACGUCGAGACUUGUGCUUGCUAGAAAUAAUAUUCCCUCAGCUGUGGCUAUGGGCUCGAAUAC